AGCUUCACUUGAUCAGCCAGUCAUUCAAGUAGUGCCCAUUCCGUUCGCCAGUCUUCCCGCCCACUUUCUCACGGUGCUAGCGACGCACGCAGUCUCCCGCCAGCGCCACGGUCCCCAUCACUCCGUCACGCAAUAAUGGCUGCGGUCGUCGCAAAAGCUCAAGCGUGCCUGGUCGCCGCGCGAGGCCGGGUCGAGCAGCGUGAGGCCGACUGCCAGACGGGAGGCCUCCCUGGAGCGCGCCGGGUCGGCCUCAACAGGCCGUUGGGUCGAAGCCUCGCUCCCGCCGCUGCGCUGAAGCGAGCGCCUCGGCGAUCGGGCGCUGCGAGAUGCUCCGCGGCCCCCCAGGCUCCCAGUGCUGCCGCGGAGGUGUCGGAGAGAGAAGGCGCGAGCGGCAAGGGCUUCGGCGUCUUCCGCCUCACGUACGACCUCAAGGAGGAGGAGAGCGCGCGGCGCAAGUGGAGCAAGACGAUCCGCGUGGCGGUGUCGGGGGCGGCGGGCAUGAUCUCCAACCACUUCCUCUUCAAGCUGGCGUCAGGCGAGGUGUUCGGCCCCAACCAGCCCGUGGCCAUCAACAUGCUCGGUUCUGAGCGGUCCAAGGAGGCGCUCGAGGGCGUGGCAAUGGAGCUAGAGGACUCGCUCUUCCCCCUGCUGAGGGAGGUCACCAUCAGCAUCGACGCGCGGGACGCCUUCAAGGACGUCGACUGGGCGCUGCUCAUCGGCGCCAAGCCGCGCGGCCCGGGUAUGGAGAGGGCGGACCUGCUGGACAUCAACGGCCAGAUCUUCGCAGAGCAGGGCCGCGCGCUGAACGAUGUGGCCAAUCCCAACGUCAAGGUCAUCGUCGUCGGCAACCCCUGCAACACCAACGCGUUGAUCUGCCUCAAGAACGCGCCCAAGCUCAACCCAAGAAACUUCCACGCACUUACCAAGCUCGAUGAGAACCGAGCCAAGUGCCAGCUGGCGCUGAAGGCGGGCGUGUUUUACGACAAGAUCUCCAACAUGACCAUCUGGGGCAACCACUCCACCACCAUGGUGCCUGACUUUGUGAAUGCGCGCAUUCUGGGUUUCCCCGCCACGGACGUCAUUCGCGACCGCAAGUGGCUGGAGGAGCAGUUCACUCCGCAAGUGCAGACGCGGGGCGGUGCGCUCAUCAAGAAGUGGGGGCGGUCGUCAGCAGCAUCCACGGCCGUGUCGCUGGUGGACGCCAUCAGGGCGCUCACCACGCCCACCGCUCCGGGCGACUGGUUCUCGUCGGGCGUGUACACCAAGGGCAAUACCUACGGCAUCGACGACGACCUCAUCUUCAGCCUGCCCUGCCGCUCCAAGGGCGACGGCGACUACGAGGUAGUGCCGGGGCUCAUAGUGGACGAGUAUCUACGGGCACGCAUCAAGAAGACGGAGGAUGAGCUGCUGGCAGAGAAGAAGUGCGUCUCGCACCUCAUUGGCCUGGAGAACGGGUACUGCGACCUGCCAGAGGGCGACACCAUGCUGCCUGGGGAGCAGUGAAGUGACUAGGUACCUGUACAGUUUGCAGCGAGCCGAUGCUCGCCUGUACAGCAAUGGCUGUGCAGCUUGUACAGUAAUGGCAGGCAUGGAGCCUGUUCUUAUGUGGCUGCACUGACACCAUGUACUGUCUAUUACGCUGUUACUCUCCUGCUGUAUCAUUUGUUGAUGUAACCAUGUUGUACUACGCUUGGUAAAGCACAGCAUCAGUGCUUCGGGCAGCUA
This is a messenger RNA of Closterium sp. NIES-67, 1725 nucleotides long. Lineage: Eukaryota; Viridiplantae; Streptophyta; Zygnematophyceae; Desmidiales; Closteriaceae. The record is from the annotation of a GenBank genome assembly.